AUGUGCAUACAGGAAAAAAAAGUUCAUACAGCUGGUGAUACCGAGAAAGAAAAGAAUAAGAAGUCAGAUAAGAGAAAUGAUAAUGAAAUGGAAUCAAAGAAAGCUGCAGGUGAUAAGAAUGAAGCCGUUAUACAAACGGAAAAGGACGAUAUCAAUCGGCAAUCAAAACAAAAAAUGAAAAAACGAGAAGGACGACCACACGUUUUCUUCGACAUUAUCAUCGGUGGAAAAACUUCAGGACGUAUUGUGAUGGAACUAUUCAAUGAUAUAGUACCAAAAACAGCCGAAAAUUUCCGAUGCUUGUGCACCGGUGAGAAAGGAAUUGGUAUACUUGGAAAGCCCCUCCAUUAUAGAGGUUGCAAAUUUCAUCGAGUCAUUCCAGAAUUUAUGUGUCAAGGAGGUGAUUUCACGAACGGUGAUGGAACCGGGGGUGAAUCUAUAUAUGGGCAAACUUUCCCCGAUGAAAAUUUCAUCGAAAAACAUACUGGGCCAGGGAUUCUGUCAAUGGCAAACGCAGGUCCCAAUACGAAUAGUUCUCAGUUUUUCCUGUGUACCAUAAAAACAGACUGGUUAGAUGGAAAACAUGUAGUAUUUGGGAAAGUUGUCGAUGGUAUGGAGGUGGUGAAGAAGAUUGAAAAAGUGGGUUCUGAAGAUGGUACAACAUCGCAGGAGGUAAAAAUUGCGGAUUGCGGUGAAUUAUGA
Molecule: messenger RNA, 702 nt
Organism: Cercopithifilaria johnstoni
Lineage: Eukaryota; Metazoa; Nematoda; Chromadorea; Rhabditida; Onchocercidae
Source: the annotation of a GenBank genome assembly